Messenger RNA from Anneissia japonica, 1400 nucleotides. Its product is annotated as chaoptin-like. Lineage: Eukaryota; Metazoa; Echinodermata; Crinoidea; Comatulida; Comatulidae. The annotation marks the transcript as partial. The record is from RefSeq and is a predicted model, not a curated record. The transcript is spliced from 2 exons. Gene Ontology annotation, molecular function: protein binding.
ACACGAGGUCAAUUCGACACCAAUACUGUAUUUGAAGACAGAAGCUGCACUGAAGUGAACGUAUUCUUAUCGUAAGUUACUAUCUGAAUAAACACAGUGUAUCACUAUUUUUAUACCAACGAUUGAGAGUUAAAAACAGCAUUACCUUGAAAAUGCAAACGGUCAAUAUCAACGUGAAUGUCUUCUUUAUGUUAUGUUUGUGUCUACAUGUUGUUGCGGAAGAAAUAUGCGAUCAUGUGAUAUGUUUUGGAAAUCCUGGGAUUAAAAGAUCAUCAGUAUGUACGUGUGACUGUCAAAACACCGGGGUACAAAACCUUAUUAAGAAAAGUGUAGCUUGCACAAUAAGCGAUGAUCAAGACUUGGGUCUACUUUUCGAUAGUUUGCCCCUCACGCAGAGGAUACAGCUCACAUGUGGUUCAUCAUCUGUGAUUCAAAGGCAAUUGAACGAGUCCAUUAUGUCGAAGCACAAUUCCACUCUGGUUUCCUUUCGAUCGUGUGGAUGUAAAUUUGAUCAAAUAAACCAACACACGUUCAAGAACUUCAAGAAUUUAUCGGAAGUGGCAAUCGUCAAUGGUAAUAUCACACAUGAAAGUAUUCCAGCAUUUUUAUCUAUUCCAACGUUGGUAACAUUAAAUCUGGAUUCCAAUCAUUUUCCUCGACUAGAUUCGUACACGUUCUGUAAACAAAACGUUACAUGCGCGUUGCAAACGCUAAGUUUGCGUUCGAACAGUUUACAUAAUUUAUCCGAGUCGACAUUCCGAGGAUUAUCAGGACUUCUUAAAAUAGAUUUAUCUGGAAAUAAUCUUGAGACUGUUCCAAUUGACCACUGGUCAGAUUUGAAUUCUUUGACUAAUAUUAAUUUAACAUGGAACCGUAUUCAAUACCUUCCCAACAACACAGCUUUACAGAAUAUCGAAACAUUUGACGUUUCUGUCAAUAAAUUAACGCGCUACAAUUUGAAAAUGGGACGGGGCACCUGGAAUUUCUUACAAUAUCUAAAUGUUAGUCACAACGAAAUUUCUAUCAUUAAAACAAAAGACUUUGUGUUGUACGGUGUGAAAGUACUGGAUCUUUCAUUCAAUAAGAUUGAAUUCAUUGAAAAGGAUGCAUUUGAUGAUGUCGCUGGAAUUGAGAUAAUAGAUUUACGUUACAAUCGGCUAAAAAGGAUACCGGACGAUUAUCAUAACCAGAUUGAGUACUUGUACUUCUACACCACCAAUGUGUUUGGAGUGUAUUUUUAUGGUAACCCAUUAGAAUGUGGAUGUAAACGAAUAGAACAUCUUAAACGUGGUAAUGGUUUACAAACAGAUCACUUACGUGUUUUAGACUACAACCAGUUAAUGUGUGUUGAGCCGUAUUCGGCCGCUGGUCAGUUAGUAUCCGAAGUGAGUCUUCAGAAU